AUGGAUAAAAUUAAUUUACUAAAAACUUAUCCAAUUCAAAUCAAUAAAAACGGAUUCGGUAUUAAAGAUAAUCAAGUCGAAAAUGAAUUAUUUACAGUAAUUUUAAUUAAAGAUAGUCAAUACGAUAAAGAUGUAGUUGAAUAUCUUGCCAAACUUUGGGAUUGCCCAUUCGAUUAUUUAUUAGGUCGUUUAAGAAGCGAAGUCGGUCACAAGUUAUUAUAUGGAGAAAAAAAUAUUAAAGAAGCUUGCAAAUAUUAUGAACUUGCAGCAAAAGAAAACAAAUCAGCAGAAUCUAAUUUUUCAUUGGCAACUAUUAAAUUAAACACAAUUCCAACAAUCGAGGGAUUUGAUCAAACUGUAGCAUUAUUAAAAUUAGCAGCAGAGUCACCAAACAAAAUUAAAAUUAACGAAGAAAAAUCAAUUGAAAAUAAACUUGUACUCGAAUCUCAAUUAAUGUUAGGUAAUUUGUUUUAUGAUGGCCAUGGCGGUAAAAAGAACAUUGAAGAAUCAAUUAAAUAUUAUAAAAUGGCAGAAGAAAAUGCAUCCAAUAAUUAUACACCAGCGUUUGCUAAAUUGGCUUUAAAUUAUUGCAGAGGUUCAGAGGGUUUUGAAAAGAAUAGAGAAAAGGGAUUGACCAUUUUAAGAAAGAUUAUCGAAGACGGUUCUGAAGAUCCAGGUAUUUUAUACUCAUAUGGCGAGUCUUUAUUUGAUGACGAUCAAAAAACUGCUAUUGAAUAUAUUAGAAAAGCAGCAAAGAAAGGAUACCCAAUUGCAAAGAGAAAUUUACCAGAGUUUGAAAAGAAAAUUCAAGUAUCAAAAAUAAAACAAAUAACAAAUAAUGACGGUGUAACUACAACUGAUGGUUAUCAAUUUAGUAAAAAGAAAAACUCGAACCCAAAGAAAAUUAAAAAGAAUAAUUUAUGUUAA
Molecule: messenger RNA, 927 nt
Organism: Dictyostelium purpureum
Lineage: Eukaryota; Evosea; Eumycetozoa; Dictyosteliales; Dictyosteliaceae
Exons: 2
Coding region: 1-927 (308 amino acids)
Biological process (GO): ERAD pathway
Cellular component (GO): endoplasmic reticulum membrane
Molecular function (GO): protein binding
Source: RefSeq, a predicted model, not a curated record